Molecule: messenger RNA, 984 nt
Organism: Ascochyta rabiei
Lineage: Eukaryota; Fungi; Ascomycota; Dothideomycetes; Pleosporales; Didymellaceae
Product: Pectate lyase
Exons: 2
Coding region: 1-984 (327 amino acids)
Molecular function (GO): pectate lyase activity
Source: RefSeq, a predicted model, not a curated record
AUGAAGUUCAGCACCAUUGUCUCUCUCGGCCUCACGGCCAUCACCGCUCUGGCAGCGCCCACCCCUAGCAUGAUCGAUGUCAAGCGCGGCAUCGAGAAGCGCGCAGCUUCCCUCGAGGACGUUGCCACUGUUGGUUACGCUACCACCAACGGCGGAACCACUGGUGGUAAGGGCGGUAAGACUGUCAAGGUCGCCAGCCUCAGCGAGCUCACCGCCGCCGUCAAGGGCGACAACGCUGCCAUCGUCCUCAUCACCGGCCCCAUCAAGGGCUCCGGUGACAACGUCAAGGUCGGCAGCAACAAGUCCAUCAUCGGGCAGAACAGCAAGGUUGUUCUUGAAAACUUCACCAUCACCGUCAAGGGUGUCAAGAACGUCAUUCUCCGUAACUUUGCUAUGCAGAAGGUCGUCGGUGGCGAUGCUAUCGCCAUCCAGAAGUCCAAGAACGUCUGGGUUGACCACCUCGACCUUUCUUCCGACCGUGACCACGACAAGGACUACUAUGACGGUCUUCUCGACAUCACCCACGCCGCCGACUUCGUCACUGUCACCAACACCUUCCUCCACGACCACUGGAAGGCUUCCCUCAUCGGCCACUCCGACAACAACGGCGGCGAGGACAAGGGCCACCUGACUGUCACCUACGCCAACAACUACCUGUCCAACCUCAACUCGCGCGGUCCUUCGUUCCGCUUCGGCACCGGCCACUUCUACAACAACUACUACGAGAACGUCUCGGACGGCAUCAACACCCGCCAGGGCGCGCAGCUCCUCGUCCAGAACAACGUCUUCGUCAACUCCAAGAAGUCGCUGUACUCGACCGAUGCCGGUUACGCUGUCCAGUCUGGCAACGACUUUGGCAGCGGCAAGAACACCGCUUCCAAGGGCACUCUCACCAAGGUUCCCUACACCGUCUCCGGCCUCCUUGCCGCCUCCAAGGUCAAGGCUGCCGUUGUCGGCACUGCUGGUAACACCCUCUCCUUCUAA